Molecule: messenger RNA, 921 nt
Organism: Penicillium robsamsonii
Lineage: Eukaryota; Fungi; Ascomycota; Eurotiomycetes; Eurotiales; Aspergillaceae
Exons: 2
Coding region: 1-921 (306 amino acids)
Source: RefSeq, a predicted model, not a curated record
AUGGCUCCUGUCUAUCACGGGCAGUGGUCUUACAACAUAGACACUCUCUACGCCACUUCCUCCUGCGGUCAUGUUCACUCACGCGCGACAUAUUCCGAGCUAGAGGACAUUUUCAGUACACCAUUGGGAGCCAGAAGGAACAGACCCGACAACCCAGCCCACUGGUACGAAGCCCAACUUCUCCAUUUUGGACUACCUCCAACAAAAUACAAAGCUACAGCCAAGAUGAGGUUGAUGGAUGCCUUCCAGGACGGGAAAUUAUAUGUCCCGGAGGAAAUACUACGAAUUGAAGAAACCUUGAGCAGAAAUUGGAUCAAACAAGACCUGGAGGCGCGUAUCCUGGGCCCUUCCAUGAGACCUUCGCUCGAUCCUGGUAUCACGAUAGCUCCGGUGACUGAUGUGACUCGAUUUGGCGCCCAGAGACCUUCGGGUGGUGAGCAGCGAAAUCUAUUCAGUGCAGCCUUGGCUGGAGGAGCCGGCAUACAAGGCAACAUGCGGUCUCAACGAAAUGAUACCCAACCACCCCACGCCCAGACAAAGAAAAGAAAAGACAACGGAGAACUAUCAACCCGCCCUAUGAAGACUGCCAGAUGUCGUGAUGAAACCGGUGAACCUGAUUUGCAGGUCCAGGUUCACAUCAAUCCGAACGGUGAGAGCUUUCAGCACAUAUCGACAGUUAUUCCAGAAUCACUGGGAACCGGACGCGGACGCCCGGCUCCGGACGGAGAAUUGCAGCAAGUUGGAUAUCAAACUAUCCCUCUAUCGUACCAGGCUACCUACGGAACAGUUACACAACUGCCCCCUCCUGGACGAAUGGAUGUUGACGGUGCGAGUGACUGUGGGUACGGCUACAAGUCAGCGAUGGGCUCGAGUCAACCUGGAUGGAAUUUCAGGAAUAGAGAGCCAGUGGCCAAGGUAUGA